Carassius auratus (goldfish) is the source of this 884-nucleotide messenger RNA. RefSeq names its product adhesion G protein-coupled receptor E3-like. Gene Ontology annotation, cellular component: plasma membrane. The coding region runs from base 46 to 636 and encodes 196 amino acids. Lineage: Eukaryota; Metazoa; Chordata; Actinopteri; Cypriniformes; Cyprinidae. Gene Ontology annotation, molecular function: G protein-coupled receptor activity. The transcript is spliced from 5 exons. The record is from RefSeq and is a predicted model, not a curated record. Gene Ontology annotation, biological process: adenylate cyclase-activating G protein-coupled receptor signaling pathway.
GAUCUAGAUGAUCUGAAUCACGGUGGAUUCAGUGGUGAUAAUGAUAUGAUCUCAGCAUUGUUUAGGAUUGUGGUAAACAUACUAAAACUGAUCGGACAUCUGCUGUCAGCAAGUCGAACCAGGAAAAUAAGUGCUAAAGCUGAAGUGGAGCUGUUAGUAAUGAGGGGCAAUUCUCCACCUGAGGGUGAUUUCAGGAUGAAUAUCAGUGGAGCACAGUUAACCUCCCACUGGGACACAGCAACAGGAAAUACAUACCACGGCUUCACGACUGCAGGUCUCCUCAGCUACAAAGGUCUGGAUGAAUCACUCAACUGCUGUUUUGACCAUUUAGAGACACAGCAAAAGCAAACGUAUAAGAUCAAUUCAAAAGUAGUAACUGCUACUUUUAUUAACACCGAGACAACCAACCUAAAGAAACCAAUAAAACUCACAUUUUCUCACUUGAAGAAAAAGAAUGAGAAGCAUAUGUGUGUGUUUUGGGAUCCUGAGCUGGACGGGGGCGCGUGGUCAACACUUGGCUGCUCUACAGUGAGCUCCAGAGCCGAUCAGACCGUCUGCUCCUGUAAUAAACUCGGCAGUUUUGCUGUGCUGACGGUUCUCUGUGACACUGGGGUGCCCUUAAACAAAGACAUCUAACCCCCAGUUUUAAAUGGCUACUGAACCACUGCUGUGUGUGAAUGGGAUAAAUGCAGAAGACAAACUCAGAGUAUUGGAGGAUAUAAGGAUCUUCAAAUUCAAACUGUGUGUGUUUGUUCAUUUCAAGGCUUUUAUUGUCACAGUUGCUGUGAAGUAAUUUUCCAUUGCUAUUAAUAACAUUUGUCGGAUUUGUGUUUGUCAUGUGAAGCCUGAGCAUUAAAACAUAUGCAAAUAAAAUUAUUCAAUAA